Molecule: messenger RNA, 710 nt
Organism: Spathaspora passalidarum NRRL Y-27907
Lineage: Eukaryota; Fungi; Ascomycota; Pichiomycetes; Serinales; Debaryomycetaceae
Gene: RPL6
Product: 60S ribosomal protein eL6
Exons: 2
Coding region: 26-559 (177 amino acids)
Biological process (GO): ribosomal large subunit assembly; cytoplasmic translation
Cellular component (GO): cytosolic large ribosomal subunit; ribosome
Molecular function (GO): structural constituent of ribosome; RNA binding
Source: RefSeq, a predicted model, not a curated record
AUCACCAAUACAAACUAGAUCAAAAAUGAGCCAAAUUGCUCCAAAGUGGUACCAAUCAGAAGACGUUGCAGCCCCAAAGAAGGCUAGAAAGACUGCUCGUCCACAAAAAUUACGUGCCUCCUUAGUUCCAGGUACCGUUUUAAUCUUGUUGGCUGGUAGAUUCAGAGGUAAGAGAGUUGUCUACUUGAAGAACUUGGAAGACAACACCUUAUUGGUUUCCGGUCCAUUCAAGGUCAACGGUGUUCCAUUAAGAAGAGUCAACGCCCGUUACGUUAUUGCCACCUCCACCAAGGUCAACGUUGAAGGUGUUGAUGUUUCUAAAUUCAAUGUCGAAUACUUUGCCAGAGAAAAGGUUACCAGAGCUGCCAAGAAGUCCGAAGCUGACUUAUUCAACGAAGUCCCAGCUAAGAAGGAAAUCAAGGAAGAAAGAGUUGCUGACCAAAAGACUGUUGAUGCUGCUUUAUUGGCUGAAAUCAAGAAGACCCCAUUAUUAAAACAAUACUUAUCCGCUUCUUUCUCUUUAAAGAGCGGUGACAAGCCACACUUAUUAAAGUUCUAAAUGUGCUGAAAAUAUAAGAAAGAUCAUCGAUUCAUUAGGGUUAAAUAUUAAAAAUUGAAGGUCUUGAUCUAUUUUAUUUUAAUUAUUAUUUGCAGUUCUUUUAGGAAGUUUUAUUGGUGUAAAAUUUUCUCUUUGUAUAUUUAAUACAGUU